AUGGUGAAUGACGGAGCACGGCGGGCCAAAAAGCGACCGCUGCCGCUCCCAUUAGCCCCCGUCGUUCCUAUUGCUGCCCGCGUCUCCACCAACCACAAAGAUGCAGUGCGAACGAAUGCAUCCAGCAACGAAUACAGAAGCAGCAGCGCCAAAGCACACGAAAGAAAUUUGGCCAAGCUACAGCUACACCUGCCAAGAGAUGUUGUGUUCUUCGAUCCACGUCGACGGGUGUAUCAUUCGCAUGUCGAUCUCAGUGGCUGGCGCGUCACGGAUGCAUCGCUUCAACAACUUCAGCUCAACAACGAUCGGGAUGACAACCCGGUCAAAUCUUCAUUCCAUACCCUCACAGUGGAUGGCAGUGCGCAUAUCUCCGCUCGUGGGCUUCUUUUGAUGCUGGAAGUAGGUACAGCAGGUGGCGGAAUGUUUCGUGCUCUUAGACUGCCGCAUUGCCAGUUGCUAUCUCGUGGAGGUGGAGAAAUACUUGAUGGCGGUAGUUUGCCCCGCUCGUUGACGGAAUUGGACGUGUCCUCCUGCGAAUGGGUAGAUGACAAGUUUCUUCGCACUUUAGCUCGUCACUGCUCCGUUCUCGCACAAGUGACUCUCGCUCACUGCCGACGUGUCACGGACUACGGCGUUGCUGCCUUCGGCGAAAGCUACGCGGCAUCUCUAACCUCUUUGGAUGUGAGUUUUUGUACAAAGCUCACCGACACUGCGUUGCUUGCUCUGUUGGUGGGCUCCUCAUCGUCGCCAGCAGUACCAGGAGGAGCUCAAAUGGCCACAUUGUCAGCUUCUGCUCGUAUCCGUGUACUAAACGUUGCCGGUCUGCCAUUAGUUGACGGUCUCACGUUGCUUGGCUUGCGUGGUCCUUGUGCUUCGCGUCUCGAGGUGUUGAAUAUGUCUGGGUGCACAGUAUUGCGAGUAGCAGCCCUGCAGCGCCUAGCACAAGUGCGCGCAUUGAUACGUCUUACGAAACUAGAUCUUUCACGCUGCUCGCUGGUGGAUGACCAGAUCCUUACUGCAUUGGGACUGGCGUGUCCCAAACUCGCGAUGCUGCUACUCGCUUUCUGCUCGAACAUCACCGAUGUCGGCAUUCGACGACUCGUAGGGGAGACGGCGAUAGUUCGUGCUGAUCAAAACGAUGGUGCUGGACACGAACCUACCAUUGAAGACCAAGAAGAUCUUGGCUUAGAAAACACCAGUAGAGCGAUCCCACGAAAUGGGGAGAGUGGCUGUCGACAUCUGGAAACUCUGGACAUUACAGGCUGUUUCCAGGUUACAACUCGAGGAAUUUCAGCUCUUGGCAUUCGAUGUCCACAGCUUCGAUCGGUGACACUGGAUGGUGUGCGAAGACUAGAUUCUUCGGGUAUACGUGCUUUGCUUCACGGAUGCCGUAAGUUGCGUACUAUCCGGUGGAGUGGCAUCCUCGUGAGGAAUAGUCAAGAUGAAGCCGCUGUCCCGGGAGCUUGUGCUGCUUUUUUCUCCGCUCCUCAACUUAGCGACACCACCAUCGCUGCGUUGACUAGCAGCCCGUUGAAAACUCUACACAUUGGCACAACACAAUGCGACGCAGAUACUUUAGCAUCCACCUUGCUGAAUACCAGAAAAUCGUCACCUUUGGCGAAUUCGCUAACUGAUCUAGACGUGACGUAUCUCGCGACAGACGCACUUUGCGAGGCUCUGGGUAAUUGCUGCGUCAACCUGCGCAUCCUUCGACUCAGUCGGUCGCGAUAUUUCUCGGUUGAGAGCCUUCUAGCGGUGCUACGAGGUUGUCCUAGACUUCGGGUACUGGAGCUUGAGAGCUGUGAACAGAUUUGUGACGAAUCAUUGAUAGCAGUGAGCAAGGCUCCGUGCUGUCCGCACCUAGGAACGCUCAUCCUAGCGAAUGACUGGCAGCUUACAGACACUGGAAUAGCGUCGUUACUGCGUCCAGCAACCAGUCUUGUCCGGCUAGAUGUGCGUCACUGUCCGGAAAUCUCAUUACCAGUGUUGAAAUCCUUAGCUGCUGCACGUGGAUAUAUCAGCGAAGCCACACGCGAUGGUUUAACACCGCGACAUCCCAAUGUCGUUGCCUUCUUGCGUCGUGAACGCAAACGCCGAGUAGCAGCACGGACAAUUACUCGCUGGUUGCGCUGUAAACUGGACGCCCGAGUCAGUGCAAAGUCCACACUUGAGCGAGCUCUUGCACAUUUUCGACGGCAGAAAGUCACAGCAGCACGGAUACAGCGCUGGUAUCGAUGCAAGGCAGACCAAAGAAUGCAGCGUCGACUGAUUGCUGAAGCUCGACGCCUUCGAGUCGAGCAGUGUGAAAAGUACUGGAGGUGGAUUCAAGCUCUCUGUGUGUUAAGUCGUCGGCUGCGAAUAUUCAUCCACAUGUUUAUUGCUGCUCGUCAGCGUGCAGUGUUCGAGAAGGCCGAACAACUUCGUAUGCUACGUGAUAAAGCUGCAACCGAGAUCCAGCGCAUAGCUCGAGGUUGGCUGGGACGGCGGAGAGCUGUUGAUGCACGACACGCUCGGGAACUUUGGAACAAACGCCGAGCAGAGGCCGCCACAGAUGUGCAGCGCGUCUUUCGAGGACAUCAGUCUAGGAAAGGCACAGCACAACUACGUCGAGAGUACGAAGCGGUGAUACAAAAGGCGAUACAACUGCAUGGCACAAUUUUCCUGGCUGGUCUGCACAUUCAGCGGCUAAUACGGGGGUUUCUGGGGCGGCAGUAUGCAAAACGUUGUGCAGUGGCUGCGUAUGAGUUGCUUCAGUCGAAAAUCGCUCGAGCAAAGCAGAUUCAACGGGCUUAUCGAGCUCACAUCGCGCGGGUGUCACUGCGCAGAAUUCUAUUUCGCGGAGCUACCGCGCUGCAGAAGGUAUUUCGUGGGUUUCGUGGACGGCGUGACGCUCGAGUGAUUGUACUUGGACGUGGCUACGCAUCUCAUCCUCGAAUUCUCAUCUUGAUGAAGUAUUCCAUCUACACUCGUGACCUCGCGGUGAUUUGGAAACACAAGCGCGAUGCUGGUAUGGUCAUUGCCUUCUCUGUACAAAGAAGAUAUCGAGGAUUUUGUGGACGACGUGAGGCACGCCUACGCCUGGCUCGUCAGCGACAGCGCUGGUAUUUGGAAGACACUGGAGCACGAACGAUCCAGCAUUUCUUCCGCAGUAUCAUCAUUCUAGUGCGCCUUGCACGGUUUGAAGCGCUCUUGUGUCUCCGACGACGCAGUGCGACCAAGAUCCAAGCUACGUGGCGGAUGUGGCUCUCCAAGGCGUUGGCAACAGCGCGGAGGUUGCGAAAUGAUCGUCAUCGUCAACACACGGCAAUUUUGGACGCUAUCGCCUCUCCGCAACAAGAUCGUCGACUAUUUCUCCACCGAGGUGCUGUGCAUUCGAUUGUGUCGCUCUACCGUGCGUCACUGACAACGCGUGGUUGGCUGACACCAACGUACAUUAAGCUAUUGCACCGCUCAGCUACUCAAAUUCAGGCACUUGUGCGUGGUCACUUCGGACGCGUGUAUACGAAAUGGUUUCGAUAUGAACUCACCCGAGCGGCAGCCAUAGUACAGCGUGUAUGGCGAGGUAAGUUAGGCAAAAUGAUGUGGCGGUCUCUCAUGGAGGAGCGACAGCAGCUUCGUCGUGUCCAGGAAGAAGGCGAUCGAGCUGCGUUGAUAGCGCAGAAGCAAACAGCUCAUCACGCUCUAGAAGCUUUCGAGCGUGAGACGCAACAUGUUGUUGUACUGCAGCGCUGGUACCGGACUUUGAAGAACCGACAGGUAUUCCGUGAAGCUCGUGAUCAUCGGGAUCGAGAAGCACACACACGAGCCGAGAACAAGGUGGAUGGGGUGCUUCGUAACGCAACGGGAAGUGUUGUGUUCCAAGCUCGAGUGUGGCGCGACUGCGUGGAUCGUAAAACUGAGCUUGUGGCACUCGAAGAAGGCCAGUGUGUGGCAAUGGAGAAGGAGAUUGAAGAGCUGAAAAAAGCGUGUAUCGAGGCGCAUACCGGUUCGACUCAGGCGUCUCGAGAAUUUGUCGAGUUAUCGAAACGCAAGAACGAGUUCGAACGUUCUCGUACGCGCAGAAAGAAAGCCACUGAGGCAGUCAAACAACGCAUCCAGCCGUUUGCUGUUCGUGCAAAGCAACUCACAAUGGAGAGUGCACGAGAGUUGAAUGCCAAUCGACAGCUUCAAGUGGAGUUGCGACGCAUACGAACGGAGCUGCGGAAGUUCCACGUAAAUUUGCGAGGUCGACUACCAAUGGAGCCUUUGUUGCUGAGUGGGGAUAUCGAGUCACUGCUGGCUGGACUAACCGGUGAGGGUACAUCCGACGAUGAAGACACAACAACGACAUGAUCAUUCCAUCGUGUUAAUAGAGCUCUAUCACCCCUGUAUCAC
This is a messenger RNA of Phytophthora nicotianae INRA-310, 4374 nucleotides long. RefSeq lists its product as hypothetical. The transcript is spliced from 2 exons. Gene Ontology annotation, cellular component: SCF ubiquitin ligase complex. The coding region runs from base 1 to 4332 and encodes 1443 amino acids. The record is from RefSeq and is a predicted model, not a curated record. Lineage: Eukaryota; Oomycota; Peronosporomycetes; Peronosporales; Peronosporaceae. Gene Ontology annotation, molecular function: protein binding. Gene Ontology annotation, biological process: SCF-dependent proteasomal ubiquitin-dependent protein catabolic process.